Umbelopsis ramanniana AG is the source of this 1917-nucleotide messenger RNA. RefSeq lists its product as uncharacterized. Gene Ontology annotation, molecular function: alpha-L-arabinofuranosidase activity. The record is from RefSeq and is a predicted model, not a curated record. Lineage: Eukaryota; Fungi; Mucoromycota; Umbelopsidomycetes; Umbelopsidales; Umbelopsidaceae. Bases 1 to 1917 code for a protein of 638 amino acids. Gene Ontology annotation, biological process: L-arabinose metabolic process. The transcript is spliced from 6 exons.
AUGAAGUACUCUACUUUAGCUCUCGGCCUCGUAUCUUCCUUCGGCUUAGCAUGGAUCAACACAGUCCAAGCUAACAUUUCAUUGACCAUUCGACAAGACAUAGCUGGCAAUGUCAGUUUUCCCACAUUGUACGGAUACAUGUAUGAGGACAUCAAUCAUUCUGGCGAUGGAGGCAUCUACGCUGAAAUGAUCAGGAAUAGAGCUUUUCAAAUGAAUGACACCGGUGGCGCUCCUGAUUUGGCACACUACUCAUCUGUCAAUGGUGGCGGUUCUUCAUCCACUAUCAAGCUCGACAGUGCGGUGCCUCUCAAUGAUGUGCUUACUCAUACCUUACGGCUGGAUAUUACCCAGGUUAAACAAGGUGGUAGAGCAGGAUUCUCCAACGAAGGCUGGGAAGGCAUAAGGAUCCAGCCUGGCGAAAAAUACAUGGCCUCAUUCUUUGCAAAAUCUAGUAAAUACACUGGCCCAUUGACAGUUUCCAUUGAAUCAUCUUCUGGUACUGUGCUUGCAAAGGCGACCGUACCAUCUAUCGGCUCAAGCUUCAAGAAAUAUACUAUCGAGCUAGCUCCAUCUGUGAAAACUACCACGACUGAUAAUGUCUUUGUCAUCAGUACCUCCUCCACCAAUGCUUCAGGCUCCAUCUGGUUUGAUGUCAUCUCACUUUUCCCUCCUACAUUCAAAAACAGGGCAAACGGCUUACGCACCGAUCUCGGACAGAUUCUGGCAGACACCAAGCCUUCAUUCUUCCGUUUCCCUGGAGGAAACAAUAUUGAGGGUGUUAACGCUCAAUCAAGAUGGAAGUGGAAUGAAACCAUAGGUCCUAUUGAAACUCGCCCUGGUCGCCUUGGAGAUUGGGGAUACAUGAACACAGAUGGCCAAGGGCUUCUAGAAUACUUGGAAAUGUGCGAAGAUCUUAACAUGGAACCUGUUCUGGCUGUCUGGGCGGGUUAUUCCUUAGAUCAGAAGAGCAUUGCAGAAGCUGACCUUGGUCCUUAUGUGCAAGAUACGCUCAAUGAACUGGAGUAUGUCAUGGGCUCUACCAAAACAAAGUAUGGCGCACUUCGUGCAAGCCAUGGCCACGCAGAACCUUUUGACCUCAAAUACGUUGAAGUCGGUAACGAGGACUUCUUCAGUACCACUUAUGAUUAUCGGUACAAAGCCUGGUAUACUGCUAUCAAGAAAGCUUAUCCUAAACUUCAAAUCAUCGCCACUGGUGGUGAAACUUCUUCGCCCAUGGAGACUUUAGAUGACCAUUACUAUCUGAGUGGGCCAGAUAUGGUUGCUGAUUACAACAAGUACGACAACCACCCAAGAAACGGCACCACCAUCAUGGUUGGUGAAUAUGCUACCAACAUUAAUGGAUGCUGUGGCACAUCACCAGCCAACGUGCAAGCUGCCGUAGCCGAUGCUGUGUUUGCUUCUGGAUUAGAGCGUAAUUCCGACCUUGUUCAAUUUGCCGCUUAUGCCCCAACUUUCACUCGCGACGGCCAAGCUCAGUGGAACCCAGAUCUCAUUGGAUUCAAUACUGAGCAGGUAUGGGGAACUCCGUCUUAUUACGUGCAGCAAAUGUGGUCUGCCAAUCGUGCCGAUAUGAUUCUUCAAGUCGAUGCUGCUAAUGGCAACCUUGGUCCUUUGUACUGGGUGGCAGGUUCCAAAAAUUCAACAAAGCAAGUGUUCCUGAAGGUGGCCAAUUACGGCAGCUCGUCUCAAACCGCCUCCAUCAACCUCAAAGGUAGUCGUGUACACAGCCAAGGUGUAUCGAUUGUGUUAAGCGGUGGCGUCAAUGACACCAAUAGCGCUGCCUCACCCAAAAAUGUGGUGCCCAAAACAUCCACUUUCAAUAUCGCUGGCGGAAAUACCUUCAAUUUCACUUUCCCUGCCUGGUCCGCCAGUGUUUUGUUGUUGCAUAACAUGUAG